ACAAUGAAAAGAAAGUUCUACAAGUAUUAAUAGAAGAUUCCAAUCAAACACAACACACUACAAAAAACCUCUAUAGCACCGAGUUCUUAACCAGCUACUCUAAUCCUAAUUCUCCAAAGGUUCCUAUCUAAAGCCAUAAGUCCUAUCUAAAAAAGAUCUCAAUUUGUUAAUUUCUUUCUAUUUUCAAACCAAAGUAAGAUGUCAAUGCUCAUACCACCCACUUCCCGAAUAACCCCAAUUCCAUCUCUGCGGUUCUAUGGCUACCACCGAUUGCCGCCGUUGAUCACAAAAUCUGUGGGAGGAGCGCCUCCCGCUGUCGCCGGGAACAGCCGUACCAGUACCUCUUCCUCAGCCAUGGCGGCUCAACCCCAUCGGAAGCUUCCGAUACUCCUUUUUGACGUCAUGGACACAAUUGUUCGCGAUCCAUUUUAUCACGAUGUCCCCGCCUUCUUCCGAAUGGAGAUGAAGGAAUUGCUAGAAAGCAAGCAUUCAACUGCAUGGAUUGAGUUUGAGAAGGGGGAAAUAAAUGAGGUUGAGUUGGAAAGGAAAUUCUUUAAAGAUGAGAGAUCUUUUGAUCUCGAAGGCCUCAAAAACUGCAUGCGAAGAGGAUAUUCUUACAUCGAAGGUGUCGAGGAAUUACUUAGUGUGUUAAAGGCAAAUGGUUAUGAAAUUCAUGCUUUCACAAACUAUCCUAUUUGGUACACAAUGAUUGAAGACAAGUUAAAACUUUCAAAUUACUUAUCUUGGACUUUUUGUUCAUGUCUAAUGGGAAAGCGGAAGCCUGACCUUAAUUUGUACUUGGAUGUUCUGAAACAUCUCAAUAUUGAGCCGGGCAGCUGCAUUUUUGUUGAUGACAGACUAAGGAAUGUUGAAGCAGCCAUUGAAGCUGGAUUUAAAGGCUUUCAAUUCAAGAAUGCAGAUGUGCUGCGCAAAGACUUGUCACUUGUUGGUGUUGACGUUUCAACUUGUUUAAGUAAAGAUUCUGCUCCAACCACUCAAUGUUCUUAGGCCUUGUUCUCUUCACCUGAUCUAAUUGGUUCUGAUCUGGUAUGGUCUGGUCUGAUUGUAGUUGUAUUUAUUGUAGACCAAGGUAAAAUAUUGUGUUUCCACAUUGGGGUAAACCUUGUGUACAACAAGUUUAAUUCUUUUGAAUGGGCUAUCCAUGAAACAUAAAGAUUAAACUACUCACAUGCAAGAAACCAAGUUUGAAGUGCUUUACAAAAGUGUGGGCCAUGGAACACAAAACAAAUCUUAAGUGCAAAG
This is a messenger RNA of Cuscuta campestris, 1263 nucleotides long. Lineage: Eukaryota; Viridiplantae; Streptophyta; Magnoliopsida; Solanales; Convolvulaceae. The record is from the annotation of a GenBank genome assembly.